UGAAUGCGGUUGUCGACUCGUCAACGUUCCAAUUACGUCAUUUUCCAGCGACAGCCACCGAAACACGAGUGCAGUAGCAUCGAUAAUUGCGCUCUAAUUUGAUUACAUGGAUAAAAGUAUUGCAUUUAUGGGAAAAUGUAUUUUUGACAACUGUGUAUGGUUUACAAUGCGUAUGUUCACGUAACAAUUUCACGUUGUUACCGUGCAAGGCAUGCAAACCUCAACUAAAUUUGGUUUAGGUUUUUAGCCGGCACGAAGCAUGUCUACAUGCAAUUCAGUUGACAAGUUAAUGACAGCAAUUUAAUCACUGAUGAGGCAAACAAGGAAGCACUGUUGAGACGCACUGCCCCAGUUGCAUUUGCAUUGCUGCAAUCAUUUGGCUGAAUCGCCUUGGGAAACAAUCAGUGCAUCAUGAACCCAAUACUGAGACAGAAAAUCCCGGCAUGUGUGAGGACACUCUUGACUGACAUUAGACCAAGAGAUGAACAGCACUGUCACAAUGAAGAAAAUGACGAUAUUGAAACGCUGUCUGUAGAUGGGAUUAAACUGCCUGGGAGAGGAGAUGCAGACUCUGGAGAACUCCUAACCCCAGCUGGAAUGAGAGAGAAGAGCAAAGAGAGCGACAUGGGUUUGAGAAAAGGCAGUGUAUGUGGAUUGUGCUUAUCCAAACGUCCUUCCUACACCUGCCCACGAUGCAAUGUGCCAUAUUGUGACUUGGCUUGCUAUCGUAGUUCAGCCCAUUCCAUUUGCUCUGAAGAGUUCUACAAGGAGUCUGUGAUUCAGGAGCUGAGGGGGAUGGGGGAAACAGAGGAGGAAGGGAAAAGGAGGAUGCAGGAAAUUCUGGUGAGGCUCAGCAAGGAGGGGGAGAGAAAAGGAGGGACAACAGAGGUGUUUCAACAGAAAGAGGAGGAGGGGGAAGAGGAUGGGGCUUUGGAAAAUGGAGAAAUUUUGGUUCUGCUUUCUAGAUUGGCAGAGAUCCAGUCAUCUGGAGAAGGAGACACAAGGGAGAUACAAGACAUAUUAACAAAACUCAAGGAGAUCGGAGGGACGGAGGAAGAGAGGGGGCAGAUAGAUGAGACUGUAGCAAGUCACAGAGACAAUGAAGAGCUGGAGGAAGAGGAGGAACAGGACUUAGCACAGCGAUUUUCAGGGCUUGAUAUUGAAAGUCUGUCAGAAGAGCAGCUGUGGGGACUUUUGCCACAGCAGGACAAGGAGAGGUUUGAAGGGCUUGUAAAGGGAGGAGCAAUAGGAGGGCUGGUGCCCCUGUGGAGCCCCUGGUGGGAGAGGCACGAGGGAGGAGAAGGUGCACUGGUAGAGCUGUUGGAGGGAGACAGUGAAGAGGGAGAGGGUUUGAGCAGGUCAGGAGAGGUAGUGAAAACUGAGGGUAAGGAGAAAGGAAAAAAGGGAGUUUCAAGAGAGAGGGACAAGAAAAGGGUAAGAGAAGUAGAAGAAGAAGUGGGGCAUGCACAUGGUAAAGGUGAGAAGGGGAAAUUGGGAGGGAACGGAAAUGAAAGCAUUGUGGUACAUGGGAAUGAGGAAGAUGGGAGCACAGCGGGAGAGGGAAAGGGAACAGGACCAUGUGAAAAAGAUACAUUACAGACACAGCAGGGACACCAGAAGAGGACGAACUCACCAAGGACAGGGAGCAAGCGCAAAAGUCCAAGCUGUUUGGUACCUCAGGUGAAUAAAAAGAUCCCGCCCCUCAACACCCUCUCGCCACAGGUCUCCCCAUUGGUGCGAUACAGCCUGGUGAACGUGCUGUACGGCUACGCCGCUUCCCUUUCCCUCUUCAAUGGGGACCUCUCAGAACCGGACCUGAUACAGGAGUUCUGUCAGGUGGUGCUGAUUAUGUCAGAGUCUCUGAGCUCCAACAGGGUUUUCAGCUCCUUGCAGGAAGCCAUUGAAAUGAGCACCAGAUCGGCGAUGGAGAGCGGGUGUUUUACCCCGGGAGACCUAGGUGCCCAGGCCAGAGCUGUAGAAGCAGUAGCCCACAUUCUGUCUGGGAAGAGUAAGCAGGAUACAGUGGGAUACACACUGGCGGCCCUGUCCCAACUUCAGGCGGUUUUAAGCCAGGCCCGGGUGGCCCUGCCCAAGGAGGGUGAAGGAAGAGAAUUGAGGCGGAAAUAUUUUUUGGCGGGGAAGAAAUGUGAGUUCUUGCAGUCUUGGGUAAAAGACAAUGGUCCAGCAGUGAGACUGUUAGCUGGGCAUGUAUGGACGGAGCACAUGAAGAUGGAGAAGGAGAGGAAGUGUUUAGAUGAAGAGAAGAAAGUAGUAGAGGAAAGCUGGAAGAAAGGGAGAGGAAGAGGGGAAGGGAAAUUGAUUGAAGAGAUGGACUGAGCAUUGUUGUUAAGCACAGGUUGUUUCUUUACAAGGCUGUAGAACACUGAAUCUGUAAAAGAAAGUGUGUGAGUCUAUUAAAAAAAAAGCAUUGCAUUUAAAUUGGCCAUUUUAUUUCAUGUACGUUCUUGCUCAAGUCAAAGUCCCCUUUAGAUUUAAACAUUUUGAGUAUGCAUGUAUUUCCAUAUCUCAGAUCAAUGUUUUAACAUAAAAAAUGUAAUUUACACGUGUCCAAAAAGACAAUACAUUAAAAUUCAAACAGUGACCAGGUAGCAAAAGAUCUCCUGGCAAAUAUCCACAGGAAAAUGACAAUCAGUGCAUUGUUUUCAAAUGAUGUCAAGGCAACAUGACCAAAUGUAUGUAUCUACCAUGCAUUCUUCAUAGUCCUGGGGGCUCACUUCUAAAAACGUUCUUGGAUUUAAAAUUAAAUGUAAUAUUAAUACCAUUUCCCAAGUUGUGCUUACGCUUGCUUUACAGAAACAAAUUGGGAAAAAAAGUUGCGUAGGAUAGUUUGUUAAAUUUGUCUGUGUCUUACGUAUCCGUGAUAAAACUCAAUUGAACUUCAAUUUGAACUCCAAUAAUGUGAGUGCUGCCACGAUUGAAUAAUAAUUUUCUCAUGCAGCACGCAAUAAAAUAUCUUGGAUAAAA
Anguilla anguilla (European eel) is the source of this 2985-nucleotide messenger RNA. It is a transcript of the gene znhit2, whose product is annotated as zinc finger, HIT-type containing 2. NCBI's taxonomy places the organism in Eukaryota, Metazoa, Chordata, Actinopteri, Anguilliformes, Anguillidae. The record is from RefSeq and is a predicted model, not a curated record. The coding region runs from base 412 to 2337 and encodes 641 amino acids. The transcript is spliced from 2 exons.